CCGGCGAUCAGCGCCCAGUCUCUAGCGCAACAUCAUGGCGGUCUUCCUCACGACUGUGUGCGCCCUUUGGCUCGUAGCAGGGGCUUUUGCUAGCACAACCACAACUGCGAUCUCCCUGGAUGUCAUGUUCCAUUGGGUAGAAACAUGUAACAAGAGCUACCCCAUUUCUCAAGAAAUGCUGCAGUACUUAGCAAGUUCCGGUGGAAUUCUUCCUGAUGAAUCGGACGCUAACGCCAGGUGCUACCUGGAGUGCUACGACCGUCUCGGAGGGACACUAUACAGCAAUGGAACGAUCAAUGUGGAAAGAACUGUAUCUCUGUUGACAAGUUACUAUCCAAAAAUAUCCCAGAUUGGUGUCGAGUCUGUGAAGAAAAUAGUCGAAAAUUGCAAGUCGAAGUCUGGGACAGGUCAGUGUAUGACAGCGUACCUGAUCAAAAAGUGCAUCACCGAAGGUCUUACUUCCAACUCAUCUUCAUCGAUCUUUAAUAAUCGAUCUUUGUAGAUUUCAAUAUUUAAUCCAGUUUGUGGAUUUGUAUAUUGGGAUAAUAAAUAAUUCAGCAAAUUAAA
Schistocerca cancellata (South American locust) is the source of this 567-nucleotide messenger RNA. RefSeq lists its product as uncharacterized. Bases 35 to 502 code for a protein of 155 amino acids. The record is from RefSeq and is a predicted model, not a curated record. The transcript has 6 exons. Lineage: Eukaryota; Metazoa; Arthropoda; Insecta; Orthoptera; Acrididae. Gene Ontology annotation, molecular function: odorant binding.